This is a messenger RNA of Histoplasma mississippiense, 570 nucleotides long. RefSeq lists its product with no specific name. Gene Ontology annotation, biological process: polysaccharide biosynthetic process. The coding region runs from base 1 to 570 and encodes 189 amino acids. Lineage: Eukaryota; Fungi; Ascomycota; Eurotiomycetes; Onygenales; Ajellomycetaceae. The record is from RefSeq and is a predicted model, not a curated record. Gene Ontology annotation, molecular function: acyltransferase activity, transferring groups other than amino-acyl groups. The transcript is spliced from 2 exons. Gene Ontology annotation, cellular component: membrane.
AUGAGUGCCGCGAGAUUCUGUCCUCCAUUGCCUGCUUCUGCUGCUGCACCCAUGAGGGGUAAAACGUCUAGCUUGAGUUCUUAUUCUACUUCUGAUACUAGCUGGGCAGAUGGGCUUCGCGGCAUCGCUUCGAUAUUCGUGGUUUCGAGCCAUAUCACUCUAUGCUUUGCACGGGGUAUUGUGCCCCCGUCAAAAGGGCAAGAUGGCCCGUCCACGCUGUUCCAACGUCCGUUCUUUCGGCUGAUAGGCCAGGGCAAUGCAUUCGUCGCGAUAUUCUUCGUCCUCCUUGGAUUUUGUAACUCCCUAAGGGCCAUCCAACUUUCUCGGGCCCGCACUGUCUCAGACGCACUCUCUACACUUUCUAGAAGCUCUCUUCGUAGGAUUUGCAGGCUGGUAACCCCAGCUGCAGUUGUUGUUGUCAUAUCAUGGUCUCUGUGCCAGCUGAACUUUUUUUAUUUGGCUCAAAGGUCGGAUGCCUUUUGGUUGCAAAGCACAACUCCAAAGCCAAGUGAUGCAAUUCAGACGUCCCUGACCCAUUCUCCCAUCCAUCUCAAUAGAGCCACUCAAUAA